ACCAUUAAUGAUCGCCUCUCUCUCUCUCUCUCUCUCUCUCUCACACACACACACUUUCUCUCUCUUCAAUUUCUCUAUCUAUAUCCCCACAACCACAACAACACACACUUUCUAUGUGCAUUUCGAUCUAGCUGAAGAUCCUAGGGUUUUGUUCUCUCGCCAUCUUCGUGGAACCUUCUACAGAUUCUCGAUCUGCAUUUCUUCAUCUUUCAUGACUCGUUAUGGAGAAAUCCCGUCACAACAAGUCCAACGCUGAACCCCGGAACCAACCUCUUCCUCGAGGGAACAAGCAGGUUCAUAGACAGCAACAAAUUCCGAAUUUGUCUCCUGAUUCUGUUUCUUGCGGUGGUGGGGUUGCAGAAAAAGAUUCGUUCUCAUUAAAAUUCGGGUGGAGAUCUUCUAAACAACGGUUUAAAACCCCCAUUAAGAAUUUAUUAGCUGAAGAAAUGUCACGUGAAACUGAAUCCAAAAGAAGAUCCCCAGGUGUUAUUGCCAGGUUGAUGGGUCUUGAUGGGUUGCCGUUUCAGCAGCAUGCUAAUAAGCAGCAUAAGGGUUCGUCAGAAAACUUUCUAACGAGGACAACACAAUUAGAGAAAACUCGAAGCAGAGGAACACCAUAUGAUGGUAGAUCGUCUAGCAGAAGCUCAAAGGAUCAGCAGGAAUUUAAGGAUGUAUUUGAGGUCUCGGAGGUCCCUAAGGUAGAGAGCAGUAGGUAUUCAUUGCAGGGGUCUGCAGACAUGAAGAUCACUGAUGCUGAAAUGUCUUUCAUUGAACAGAAGUUCAUGGAUGCCAAACGCCUUGCAACUUACCAGGAUUUGCAGUCUUCAAAGGAUUUCUGUGACACACUUGAGGUUUUGGACUCUAACAAGGAUCUUCUGUUAAAAUACUUUAAGCGGCCAGAUUCUCUGUUUAAAAAGCAUCUAAAUGAUCUUCAAGAUACCCCCCUCCAAUCGCAUUUUGGUCAUGAAGAAGUUAUGAAUAUUGAGAAGCAUGAACAGGACCUCAAUUGGAGGUCAGAUAGGGAGACUCCACUGUUGAAUUACAAUAGAUCUCAUCAGAAGCAUCAUGAUGGUUAUCCUUGCCGUUUUGACAAAAGACAUGUGAUGCAUAGUUCACCAAAAUCAUCUAAGCUUCAGUUUAGAGGUAGUCAUGAACAAGAUGCAGCACCUACAAAGAUUGUUGUCCUAAAACCCAAUUUUGGAAAAAUGCAGAAUGAUACCAGAAUUGUUUCAUCACCUUUUUCUUCACAUAAUUUUCUGUCAGAGUGCGGAAAUGACACUGAAUUUUCAGAUGUCAGAUUUAGGGACACUGAACUGUAUCAAAGGACAAAUUUGCCUGAUAGUGCCAGGUCUUCGAGGCACAAUUCUUUGGAAUCUAGAGAAAUGGCAAAGGAAAUCACUAGGCAAAUGAAAAAUAGUUUGAACAAUGGUUGCACGAUGUUCUCCCCUUCUAGAUUUAGAGGAUAUGCUGGGGAUGAUAGUUCAUCUAGUGUUUCUGGGAAUGAAUCUCCAGAGGAAACAACUGCAACUUUGGGAAACUCAUUUGACUUAAAUAACCGUUGCCGGCGGUCACCCCAUUCUAGUGAAUCAUCUGUUAGUAGAGAGGCAAAGAAGAGAUUAUCAGAGAGGUGGAAAAUGACGCACAAAUCUCAAGAGGUCCAAGUCAUCAGCAGGAGCAACACGCUAGCUGAAAUGCUUGCUGUCCCUGAUAAGGAAAUGAAGGCUGCAAAUUUUGACAGCAUGGCUAGUAGGGAAGGUUUCCGUAAUAAGUUUGAUCGCCAUGGUGAACCUGCCGGGUGGGUUGAGCCAUUUGGUAUCAGCAGCAAGGAUGGUUGGAAGGACGGAUGUAUUGGAAGUUUGUCCAGGUCAAAAUCUCUUCCUGCUUCAUCUACUGCCUUUGGAAGUCCAAGGACAUUCUUGCGUACUGAAGCACUUCGUGAUGAUCGAUUUAUGGUUCCAAAGGAAGCCCUUAAACGGGAGAGGAAAAGAGCAACAAAGAGUCUUGACCAUAGACAUGGUGUGAAUACUAAAAGCACAAAAUCUGGUCACAAGUCUUGGUCUUUGCAUUCAUCAAAGCUCGAAAGUAAUGAGUUUUCUCCAGAAUUAAAUACAAUUCAGAAUAAAAUGAAGAUCAAUCUUGAAGAAGAUUCACCCAAGCUAGAGGUUCUGCCCACUGAAUCCUUUGCCGGGACCUGCAGAGAUACAAUUGCAGUUACUGAUGAUGUUGUAAAUGUGGCAAAUGAAUAUGCAGUUGUGUCUUCUGAAUCUUCUUCUGAUAAGGAACUAUCAGUUGGGUCUUCUAAUGGAAAUUCAGUCUUCUUUGAACCACCUGCACCUGAACUUGAAUCUUCGUGCUGUAAAGAUGCUGAUCAACCCAGUCCAGUCUCAGUCCUAGAACCUUCUUUUACAGAUGAUCUGUCAUCUUGUUCUGAAUGUUUUGAAAGUCUCAGUGCUGACCUACAAGGACUGCGAAUGCAACUCAAGUUGCUAAAGUUGGAAUCUGAAGAAUAUGUGGAGGGACCCAUGCUAAUUUCAAGUGAUGAAGAAGGAGGGGAAACAUCUACUAGAAUGUCAGAAGACAAUGGAUUAUGUAGAAUUGAAGAUAGUUGGGAGUCUUCCUACAUUUUUGAUGUCUUGUCUAAAUCAUGCAUUGAUGGAGCUCAGCCCGAUACAAUGUUGGAAGUUUGGCAUUCUCUAGAAUGCCCUGUGAGUCUAUCGGUGUUUGAUGAGCUUGAAAAGAGGUACUGUGAUUGGACUACUUGUUCAAGGUCUGAAAGGAGAUUGCUUUUUGACCGUAUAAAUUCAGGAAUCGUCAAGAUCCAUGAGCAAUCCACGUUUGCACAACCAUGGGUGAGCCCUGCAACCACAAAUAUUGGUUCUAAAUUGAUUAAAAAUGGGCUUCAAGAUGGUCUUUAUAUGAUGCUAAAGAGCCAAGGAAAAGUAAAGGAUGACGCUCUGGGGAAGGUGCUGGAUAAGGAAUCGCAGUGGUUGUGUUUAAGAGAUGACAUUGAUGUAAUAGGGAGGGAAGUUGAGAGAUUAUUAUUAGAUGAUCUAGUUGCAGAGAUAGCCGGUACCUAGAAAUUUUUUUCCCUGUAAUGUUAAUCAAGUAGGACAAUGUUAAUUUCAUCAGAAGAUGAAUAAAAGGG
This is a messenger RNA of Gastrolobium bilobum, 3145 nucleotides long. RefSeq lists its product as uncharacterized. The coding region runs from base 222 to 3077 and encodes 951 amino acids. The transcript has 6 exons. Lineage: Eukaryota; Viridiplantae; Streptophyta; Magnoliopsida; Fabales; Fabaceae. The record is from RefSeq and is a predicted model, not a curated record.